CCCUCUUCGACUUAAAGCACUAAAGAGCACAUAAGCCAUUUGAGAUUUGACUGUUUUUUUUAUUUUCAGGACAAUGUCUUAAGACGACAGGUGGUGUAAUUCAAAUAGUUUAUGAGCUUAAGAUCUGCCAGAAAUGUUUUCUUUUCUUUUUUAUCAAUUGGGUUUACACAGUGGCAGUUGUUUUAGCUCCCAAUAUAUGUUUUUCCUCUUCAAGAAACAGGAUCUAAGCAAAGAAACUUCCUGUCUUAGAUUUGAAAUUGACCUGAAAUAACAUUGCACAUGAACAUAGAAGAAGCAUUGUUUAGAUGCUAUGCGAAAUUUAGACAAUUAUUUUUUAAAUUUUUUUCAGUUAAAUGGAGACAGGGGUAGCUGCAGGUCGGAGUAAUGUGCGUGGCAAAAGGUGGCGUGCCGAAAGGUGAACGCUACAUCAGAAACUAACCCCUAACCCUAACUCUAACCAAUUAGAAAGACCUUUAUCCACACCCCCUACCUUUCGGCACGCCCUAAUCUUUUGCCACACCCACUGCUCCAGCCUGCAGUUAUCCCUACUUGUAAAAAUUCAGUAUCCAAAUACAUCAAAUAUAGUGACAGUAAUGCGGUUUUAGAACAAUUAUGUAACGACUGAAAGGCAUAUGAUGGUCUUCAGAAAUGUAGGCAUUCACGGGUUAAUGGUUUGUGGUUUUUCGUGCCCCCCAAAAUCGUGGCGAGACUCUGCGAAAUGUCCAGUAUGCACACGUGAAAAGAGCUCCCCUUGAAACCCACAAAUACCUGUGCAUGAUCGAAACUCGUUUGUCUUUAUAACAAAGUAAUUUUCAAGUCUAAAUGAGCAUCCAUCCCUCUCGUGGCAUUAUCGUGGCUUCAGUAUCAUUUUUAGGAUCUUUUUGGAAGGGAGGGGGCAAUACUGCCCCUUUUAUAAACAACUUUGUACCGUAAAAUGUGAAGUUAGUGGAAGACCUUACGCACUCGCCUUACGGGCAAAACAGUGGUUUUGGCUUUCCCACACAAUCUGAAAGCAUGGAUGUUAAACUGGAUUUGACUAUCCACGCUGUCGUUUUCAUCCUACUUACUGUUGUUCCUUUUGGAUGUGCGCAUUUCGACGCGCACUCGGUCCCUCUCCAGAGACUGAGACAUCAGACCGCAGCAUCAAAACCAGCACUCAAGGUGACAGAUUACCAUGUGCGAUGUUCUGUAGUGUCUCGCUAUGCUGUAACCACAGUGGAGAGCACCACGUGGAACCAACUCCACAUUACUAAGGAGGCGGCCUUCGAGGUGGAUUUAUCUUCAUCUGCAUUUAUUUCCAACUUUACCAUCACCUCUAAUGGGAAGGUGUAUGUGGCUCAGGUGAAGAGGAGAACUGAUGCAAGGAAGAUCUAUGACACCGCUAAGAAGCAGGGGAAAACGGCAGGACUUGCUGCUACUAAGGAACGUGAGAUAGAGAAGUUCCGUGUAGCAGUCAACGUGCCUCCUGGGACUCGCGUCUCCUUCACGCUGACGUAUGAGGAGCUUUUAUCACGACGGCUUGGCCGCUAUGAGCUGUCUCUGGGUCUACGGCCUGGCCAACCUGUGCAGAACAUCUCCCUGGACGUCAGCAUAUCAGAGCGGACGGGCAUCAGCUAUAUCAGAGCUCUGCCAUUGCGAACUAGCCGACUGCUUACCAACAAUGUUCAAGAUGCAGAUCCUCCUCCAUCAACUAAGGUCGAGCAGAAUCCCUACUGCGCACAUGUGCGUUACACUCCCAGCAUACAGCAACAGAAGAAUAUCUCCCCAAGAGGUCCCAAUGCAGACUUCGUCAUUCAGUAUGACGUGGAGCUCAAAGACCCCAUGGGGGACAUACAGGUGGAUGAUGGCUACUUUGUUCAUUACUUUGCACCUCGAGGACUUCCUGUAGUUCCUAAAGAUGUCAUCUUUGUCAUUGACAUCAGCGGCUCUAUGAUUGGCACAAAAAUCAAGCAGACAAAGGCAGCCAUGACCACCAUACUGAGUGACCUACGUGAGGGAGAUUACUUCAAUCUCAUCACUUUCUCAGAUAAGGUCCACACCUGGAAGAAAGGCCGCACUGUGCGGGCCACUCGGCAAAAUGUGCGGGAUGCCAAGGAAUUUGUCAGGAAGAUAAUCGCAGAGGGCUGGACAAACAUCAAUGCAGCUCUACUGUCUGCAGCCCAGUUGCUAAAUCCAUCCUCACACUCAUCUUCAUCCAGUGGUCAUGCACCUUCAUCUCACCGUGUUCCCAUGAUCAUCUUCCUGACUGAUGGAGAAGCCACUAUUGGGGAGACAGAACCAGAUGUGAUUCUGCGCAAUGCACAGAAUGCUUUGGGUUUAGCUUCGUUAUUUGGCCUGGCCUUUGGAGAUGAUGCUGAUUUUCCAAUGUUGAGAAGGCUGGCAUUGGAGAAUCGUGGUGUGGCUCGGAUGGUAUAUGAGAAUGAUGAUGCAGCUGUCCAGUUGAAAGGUUUCUAUGAUGAAGUUGCCAGCCCUCUGCUUUCAGAUAUCCAGCUGUCCUAUCUAGACGAUCAGGUGUACGAUAUCACUCGCUCUCUGUUUCCCAACUAUUUCCAGGGCUCUGAAUUGGUAGUCACGGGUCGACUUAAGCCAGGGGUACAGGAUCUAAAGGUUAUGCUAACAGCAAACGAUUCGAAGCAGAAAGUCAAAGUGGAGAAUGAGCUACCAUUGGCCAAAGCAGUUAUAAAUGGAACAGAACCGUCUCUGGGCUGUGCACAGGCACUGGAUGGCAUUCCUAGCUUUGUGCAUCGGCUCUGGGCUUAUUUCACAAUCAAAGAGUUGCUCUUGGCUAAAAUUAACACCUCGGAUGUGUUCACACAGCGUCUUCUUGUAGAUAAAGCCACCAAUCUUUCGCUGAAGUACAAUUUUGUAACACCGGUCACAUCAUUGGUUGUGAUCAAACCAGAUAUUGAUGAACCAGAACCUACUAUUAGCUCUUCUGUUUUGGCUACUACUAGCAAGACGUCAACUAGUACCGUUGCAGGUUCUACAAACGUGACGAAUCAGACCUCUCACACUGCACCUAAAAUAUCUUCCACAUCUGCAACAAGAAACAAAAAAUCCAGCUCGUUCUCACCUCCAAAAACAAGCAAACCUCCUGUCACCAAAUCUGUACGAGUACAUCCACCACCCUCAGGGCUUCACACCACAGGUCGACCGCCUAACACCUCUGUCUCCCUUAACAAAACAAUCCCUCCUUCAUCACCUAAGAAGACCACUACUGGACCACUUAAGACCACCUCUACCCCACUUUCCAGCAAGCCAUCCUCCUCGCCUCCCAGUACCAUCAAAACCACACCAGCCUUGGCUAAGAUUUCAAGCACACCUCCUAGUACAGCGAAAUCCACUUCUUCCUCUCCGCCAGUCAAAAGCACAACACUAGCCACCUUAGUCAAAACUGCGCCAUCUGUGGUGAAAGACUCUUCCUCAGACAUUGAGAACUCUACUACCUCAGGACUUACAACGCUUGAGCAGGGCCAACAAACAUUACCCUCCACAGCAUCUACCACCGAUGCUAAUUCAGACAUUCAGAUUGAACUGGAAGUGGCCACACUGAUGGCUCCUUCGUUUCUGCCUAUGCCAGGAAUGACAGAUGCACCGAAGUUGUGGGAAGCCUCUCGCUUUCUUGAUGUGUCCUCAGCCAUCCAGAUUCAGAGGAAAGAUAUUGAACUUGUUAAAGAUUAUGAUACAGCACAUGACUACGACUAUGACUACAACAUCCAUUAUGAGUCAUAUUCCGAUGCUGAGGUGUCUGACCCAGAUAACCAACCUAGUUUAAGUUCAAUUAGAGGGUUCUCCUCCUCAGUGGAUGGAGACCCACAUUUUGUUGUUCAGCUCCCAAAGCUCCAUCAGAACUUGUGUUUUACCAUUGAUGGCAGGGCUGAUGAUGUACUACGGCUUCUGGAGGACCUAGACAAAGGCAUUAUUGUGGAUGGGCAUUUAAUGCUGGCUCCUUCUAAGGAGGGGCUGGAGAAUCGUACUCGUACCUUCUUCGACAGGAUUUCCAUCAUUGCUGCCAAAGGUGGCAUUAUGAUCACAUUAACACUGGACUCCGUACAAGUAGAAGCGGAUGGGAAAGAAAUCGAGACGCUUCCCACCAAUCAGAGAGGAUCUGUGGAGCAACACGGCAUGAGAAUCACGGUUGAAGAGCACCACAGCUGUUGGAUUGAGCUCGGGGUUGGUGUGCAGUUCCUCAUUCUCUUCCAUCUCUACAACCAUCCCAAAUCCUUUCAAAUGGAGCACCUGGGCUUCUAUAUAGCCGAUGGAAAGGGGCUUUCUCAUCUCACUCAAGGGCUGUUGGGCCAGUUUCAGCAUACCCAUAUGGAGGUUAUAAGGGUUUCAAGGGAUCAAGCUGGUUUCCAUCAUGCACAAACAAAUAAGAACACUUCGCUGGCUAUGGGCUUGCUAAAGAAAGGAGAUGAGCAUUUUCCUGUCACCCUACAAGACAAGAAUCUGAAGGACUCACCCAGGAAGCGACACUCGGCUCAAUGUUGGGUAGUGCCAAAGGUGGAUGUAGAGAGACUUCUGGGCCAGUCCUAUGAGAGCUAUGUCGUGGAUCGCCAGUAGAAAACCUUCACAUCACGUCUCCACUUCUACAGUUACAAAAGGUACAGAAAAGACACUGGAACUUGAAUCUUUUGCUA
This is a messenger RNA of Sinocyclocheilus anshuiensis, 4640 nucleotides long. Its product is annotated as inter-alpha-trypsin inhibitor heavy chain H6-like. Gene Ontology annotation, molecular function: serine-type endopeptidase inhibitor activity. The record is from RefSeq and is a predicted model, not a curated record. The transcript has 19 exons. Gene Ontology annotation, biological process: hyaluronan metabolic process. NCBI's taxonomy places the organism in Eukaryota, Metazoa, Chordata, Actinopteri, Cypriniformes, Cyprinidae. The coding region runs from base 1015 to 4563 and encodes 1182 amino acids.